Penicillium mononematosum is the source of this 375-nucleotide messenger RNA. RefSeq lists its product as uncharacterized. The record is from RefSeq and is a predicted model, not a curated record. Bases 1 to 375 code for a protein of 124 amino acids. NCBI's taxonomy places the organism in Eukaryota, Fungi, Ascomycota, Eurotiomycetes, Eurotiales, Aspergillaceae. The transcript has a single exon.
AUGAUCGGAAUCAGCUCGCUCGCCACCCCAAGCGACCGAAAUGGGAGUCUCGGUACAACAAGCGCUACCCGGCCAGCCCCAGAGUCCGAUGGGCCGUGUCAGGGUAGAUGCUACUUUACCAUUCUCCAUCGCCUCGCCUGGCUCGAGCAAGCUCGUGGUACAGAUGAGAAUCCCCCAACAAUCGAUGUGAUCAUGACAGCCGAGCAGGACACUCGCCUCCUCAAAGAGCAAUUGUUUAAAUGUGGUAGUGAUAUACCAGAAGACAAAGGAUGUCUUGCUUCACGGCCUUCCAGCCUCAUGGCUUUGGGCUUGUUUGCAGGAUGUGUCGUCUCUCUUCUCGAAGGUCUCUUUCGCCGAGCAGCGAUGUCCGCAUGA